AUGGCACAGCCUUCAAAGGGAGCCGACUGGGCUGACGACGAGGAAUUCGAUGAUGCCAACGCCCUCCCGCCACAGCAAGUACUGACGAACAAAGACGGAACGAAAACCGUGAUAUCAUACCGCUUCGACGACGAUGGCAAGAAAGUCAAGACCACCCGUCGCAUUCGCACUACGAUCGUCAAGGAACAUGUCAACCCCCGAGUAGCUGAGCGAAGAGCAUGGCCUAAAUUCGGUCUGGAGAAGGGUCACCCGCCCGGCCCUUCGUUCGAUACCACAUCCGUCGGAGAGAACAUUAUAUUCCGACCAAGUGUGAACUGGAAGGCUCAGGCUAAGGAGGCCGAGAAAGAAGGUGGCGAUAAGGAUAGUAUGAAGGCGCAGCUGAAGGAUAAGAAGGUCAAAUGUCGAAUUUGUAACGGAGAGCAUUUCACUGCUAGAUGUCCGUUCAAAGAUACCAUGGCGCCUGUUGAGGAGGGCGCUGGCGGUGCCGGUGUGGAUAUGGAUGGUGAUGACGAUAAGCCAGCUGCCGGUGGGCUUGGUCAGAGCGGAGCCAGCUAUGUUCCCCCUGCUAUGCGAAAGGGCGGUGCUAGCAGUGGUGAUAGGAUGGCUAGCAAGUAUGAGAGGGAUGAUCUGGCGACACUACGCGUUACCAAUGUCUCCGAGCUGGCUGAAGAGCAAGAGGUUCGCGAUAUGUUUGAGCGGUUCGGACGAGUCACACGAGUCUUCCUUGCCAAAGACAGAGAAACAAAUAUGGCCAAGGGCUUUGCUUUCAUCAGUUUCGCGGAUAGAAGCGAUGCUGCUCGUGCUUGUGAGAAAAUGGACGGCUAUGGUUAUCGACACUUGAUUCUUCGCGUUGAAUUCGCAAAGAAGAGCACUGACGCGAAAUGA
Molecule: messenger RNA, 885 nt
Organism: Arthroderma uncinatum
Lineage: Eukaryota; Fungi; Ascomycota; Eurotiomycetes; Onygenales; Arthrodermataceae
Product: eukaryotic translation initiation factor 3
Exons: 4
Coding region: 1-885 (294 amino acids)
Cellular component (GO): cytoplasm; eukaryotic translation initiation factor 3 complex
Molecular function (GO): translation initiation factor activity; RNA binding
Source: RefSeq, a predicted model, not a curated record